Lactuca virosa is the source of this 585-nucleotide messenger RNA. The record is from the annotation of a GenBank genome assembly. Lineage: Eukaryota; Viridiplantae; Streptophyta; Magnoliopsida; Asterales; Asteraceae.
AUGUACCAAUACCAAGGUUUUUGGCAUCAUACUUGGCAGCUCCAAGGAAUUCUAGCAUUUCAAAAACAUUUUCUUGCACAAGACACUGAUAUUCUUCUCGUUACAGCUCCAAAAUCUGGCAUCACCUGGUUAAAGGCAAUUUCUUUUGUUGUCAUAAACCGAAUUCAAUAUCCUAUUGCUUCCACAGACCACCCUUUACUCAAAAAUAAUUCCCAUGUAGUUGUGCCUUUCGUGGAACAAGUCUAUGCUGAUAACUCUAAUCCCCACUUCUCUGAGACACCUCCUAGACUCUUUGCCACUCAUAUUCCUUAUGUUUCACUACCUGAAUCCGUCCAUAAUUCCAAGGUCAAGAUCGUUUAUAUGUGCCGGAACCCAAAAGACUUAUUUAUUUCUACUUUUCACUUUACAAACAAGUUGAGGCCCGAACAUAUGGGGACCAAUUCCAUGGAAGAGAUGUUUGCUUUGUUCUGCAAAGGAGUGUUCCUAUAUGGACCCUAUUGGUACCAUGUGCUGGGAUUUUGGAAUGAGUCUCUAAAGAGGCCUAAAGAAGUGUUGUUUUUGAAGUACGAGGAGAUGAAAGAGUAG